UUAUCUUCCUCUUCCUCCACUAAAUCUAUCUCUGAAGAAUCUAAAGCUCAUCCCUCACACACACACCCCAUAAGCCCUCUCCACUAAUUCCAGAGAAACCCUAAAAACAUCCGAAAACAGAGCGAUGUCGCUCACGAUCCCGACGAAUCUCGUUCUCAACCCGAGAUCCAACAAAUCUCUCACCCAAUCCGUACCUAAAUCCGCCGCGAGAUUCGUCUGCUCCGAUGACAAACCCGCGACGCAGAAUCAGUCCAUGAAAGCUUUCUCGGCGGCCGUCGCGCUCUCUUCCAUCCUCCUCUCAGCUCCGAUGCCAGCCGUCGCCGAUAUCUCAGGCUUGACCCCUUGCAAGGACUCGAAACAGUUCGCCAAGAGGGAGAAGCAACAGGUCAAAAAGCUCCAAUCUUCCCUUAAGCUCUACGCUCCUGAGAGUGCUCCUGCUCUUGCUCUUAAUGCCCAGAUCGAAAAGACCAAGCGCAGGUUCGACAACUACGGCAAGUACGGGCUACUAUGCGGCUCAGACGGAUUACCACACCUGAUAGUGAACGGAGACCAGCGGCAUUGGGGAGAGUUCAUAACUCCAGGCAUUCUCUUCCUCUACAUCGCCGGAUGGAUCGGGUGGGUCGGGAGAAGCUACUUGAUCGCCAUCAGCGGCGAGAAGAAACCGGCCAUGAAAGAGAUCAUCAUCGAUGUUCCUUUGGCUAGUCGCAUCAUCUUCCGUGGUUUCAUCUGGCCAGUUGCUGCUUACAGAGAGCUACUCAAUGGCGAUCUCAUUGCCAAAGAUGUUUAGACAAACCAAAAACCAAAAACAAAAACAUUCUAUAUUGCUCUGUUUUGCUUUGCUUCGCUUCUUCUCUGUUUUUUCCAUUGUAUGUAUUCAAUCUCUGGUUAACUCUUCCUACCGAACCGAAUAUCUCUGCAAUAUCGAAUACUUCUGAUUUGGAUUACGGUGGUUAAAUGUUAAAAUGUUGAGAAUCCUGUAUUGAAAUUCUCUGCAAUUAACAAAGGUUUGCCGAU
Eutrema salsugineum is the source of this 1014-nucleotide messenger RNA. Its product is annotated as photosystem I reaction center subunit III, chloroplastic. Gene Ontology annotation, biological process: photosynthesis. Bases 125 to 787 code for a protein of 220 amino acids. The transcript has 2 exons. The record is from RefSeq and is a predicted model, not a curated record. Lineage: Eukaryota; Viridiplantae; Streptophyta; Magnoliopsida; Brassicales; Brassicaceae. Gene Ontology annotation, cellular component: chloroplast thylakoid membrane; photosystem I reaction center; photosystem I.